Molecule: messenger RNA, 860 nt
Organism: Sorghum bicolor (sorghum)
Lineage: Eukaryota; Viridiplantae; Streptophyta; Magnoliopsida; Poales; Poaceae
Product: protein RADIALIS-like 3
Exons: 2
Coding region: 193-501 (102 amino acids)
Molecular function (GO): DNA-binding transcription factor activity
Source: RefSeq, a predicted model, not a curated record
CCAUUUGCAUGCAUGCAUGCACUCUCUCGACAUCUGGAAGUAGCAAGCUAUAUAGCUAGAUAUAUAGAACGAUCUCACACACUAACACUGACAGUUCACGCUUGUAGAAGUCGUAGCAGCAGCUAGCUAGGCUAGCAGCACUCAGCGACCCGUGCUCGACCUAGCUAGAAUCAACAGAACACAAGCUAGCAAAUGGCUUCCGGCGGGUCGUCGUCGUCGUCGUCCCGGGCGUGGACGCAGCGGCAGAACAAGCAGUUCGAGUGCGCGCUGGCGGUGUAUGACCGGGAGACACCGGACCGGUGGCACAACAUCGCCCGCUACAUGGGCGGCACCAAGUCCGCCGACGAGGUGCGCCGCCACUUCGAGCAGCUCGUCCACGACGUCACCCAGAUCGAGGCCGGCCGCGUCCCCUUCCCCCGCUACGGCUACGGCAGCGCGCCGCCCGCCGGCGGCGGCGGCCUUGACGACACCAGCAGGGCCAAGUACAUGAAGUUCCAGUGAUUAAGACAAAUGACGGCUGCCCGAGAGACGCGUACAACCAUGCAUGUACAUAUAUAUUUAUAUAUAAUAUAUAUGUAUGACAGUUCUUUGCAACUGUGGUGUAAACUUAUACUAUUACCGUGCAAUGGCUCUCCGAAAAUAAACCUAGCUAUAUUAGGGAAGAAGAAGGAGGCGAAGAAGGAAGAGGUAUCAUCGUAAUUUUACCCUCCUGUAUAUAUAUGAUGUACAAUUGUAGAUUAGUUAAUUAUUAGACUGACAUUGAUCGAUCGAUGAUCGGUCAAUGCUGCUGAAAUAAUGUACAUGUAAGCUAUAUUCUAGCUAGUAUCACAAUCAAUGUAAAGUGUUCAUCAGCUUCUCCA